Pyrenophora tritici-repentis Pt-1C-BFP is the source of this 1364-nucleotide messenger RNA. Its product is annotated as IucD, Lysine-ornithine N-monooxygenase. The record is from RefSeq and is a predicted model, not a curated record. Gene Ontology annotation, biological process: intracellular iron ion homeostasis. Lineage: Eukaryota; Fungi; Ascomycota; Dothideomycetes; Pleosporales; Pleosporaceae.
AUGACUUCUCCUGAGAUGCAUAUUUCACCAGGUUCAUCUGCGUUGGAUGCAACUCGGUAUGAUGUCGUCUGUAUCGGCUUUGGCGCCGCUCAGCUGGCGACAGCUAUUGCGAACCGCGAAACCAAGAAACCUUCAAGUAUGCUCUUUCUGGAGCGAAAAUCGACCUUUUCAUGGGGCUCGGGAUCGCACAUGUCGAGGACGCGAAUGGAGAGUCCGUUCAUGUAUGACUUGGCCACACUCCGCAACCCACGAACAUCCUUUAGCUACGUCAACUACCUCCACGCUCGCAAACGUCUCGUCGAAUUCGCAAACUCGGACCGGCUCAACCCUCUGCGGGAAGAGUUUGAAGACUAUAUGAGGUGGUGCGCAGAACAAUUCAAGGAGGAUGUGCGUUAUAGCAACGACGUAGUUGGUGUGGCUCCAGCAGUGAAAUCAGGGCAGGUACAGUGCUGGAGGGUGUCGGUCAAGGAUAAUAGCGGCAAAUCGUACAUUGUACAGGCGGCCAGUGUUGUUGCGCCCUCGCCAUCGAGAGCGACUGGUCCAGCUGCGCCGCCGUUACCUACGGUCGAUUUCCUGGCUGGACAACGAAUCAUCUCCAUGGACGAAUACCAGAGCCGAAGGAAUGAGUUGCGAGGUGCUCAUCAGCCACCACUAAACGUCUCUGUAGUCGGCUCUGGAGACAGGACAAUCGAGAUACUAGACGACCUCCUGUCAUGUCCUCGUCUAGGCAACAUUACCGUCGUUACAGAGGACGCGUCGCUUCUCCCAUUAACAAUCCUCGACGAGGCCAAGCCGCCGCAACCACAGCUAUGCUCGAUUUGGGCCAAGCCGACCAACUGCCAACCAUCUAUUACGGAAGCGUCGGAAAUGGUCAAGACGCUUUAUAUGCGCGCGUACGAGAAGCAGGUCCAAUCCAAGGGCGAGUACAGGCUUCGCAUCAUUAUCGGCAAAGACACGGCGGCCGCGUGCUCAAAAUCCGACUUCAUCAUUAGAGAUACUGCCAUAAGACCUGCGCCGAGCAACGCUCUGUUUCAGAGCAUAGAUGGACUAAUUCUGGGCUGCCGACCAAAAGGUGAAAGCUUGGAGGAGGUACAGUUCAAGCGCGAUGCUGUCGCAGAGAGCUGCCGGUUGUGGCUAGUGUCAUCUAAGUCGGAAGGAGGGCGUGCACUAGCCAAGGACAUUGCACAGACGGCUGGCGAAAUCGUGCGCAAGGCAUCCUCGGGGUCCACGCAGAUACGGGAUGGGGGGAUGCAAGUGCAGGCAAGGAUGUAAAGCUGGUACGGGUGAUGGCUUGCAUAUUCGCUCGAAAAUUUUCGUUUUAGUGUUGAUCUUAUCUAAUCUGAUGGGGCCUGGCCCGAACAUCG